GCCGAGAUGCAUCCAGAGCAUUUGUGACUGGAGACUACACUGAAGCAGGCCUUGUGGAUGAUGUAAUUGAUCUGUCCUUCUCUGAGAUGCUGAUACUUCAAAAUUGGCUUUUAUUCUAUGAGAAGAAUUAUGUUUUUGUUGGAAGGGUGAUAGGAAGGUUCUAUGGAGAAGAUGGGCAGCCAACCCCAGAACUGAUUCAGGUGGAAGCCAUGAUGGUCAAAGGCCUGGAGGCAAAUAAAUGGGAACAGAAAGAGAAGCAGAAGUUCCCACCCUGCAAUGCUGAGUGGAGUGCCACCAAGGGUAGCCGGUUCUGGUGUUCCCAAAAGAGAAAAACUCACCAAGGAGACCUCUUUUUUUCUGUCCAUAGUGGAGGUGUGAGCAGAGACUGGAUUGGCGUCCCCAGAAAACUAUAUAAGCCAGGAGCCAAGGAACCCCGCUGUGUUUGUGUGAGAACAACCGGCCCCCCUAGUGACCAGCUGCCUGACAACCCUACACACACAAAUCGUGGGGACUUGGAUGACCCCAACUUGGGGGAAUACACAGGCUGCCCGCCUCUGGCCAUCACAUGCUCCUUCCCACUCUAAGCUGACACCCUGAAUCUUGAUAACACAGGGAACCCUGCCGAGAACUUAUGCUCCUGUGUCCUAGGAUGGCCCCUGGCAUGAGACAGAAAGGUCUUGAAGGAAUCUGACCACAUCCUGCAAAUGUGCCUCACCAUGGGCUCCCCAUUCUGGUGACAGGCAAGAGAUUGGCAGCCAGCCUCAUACUUGUCUGCCUGUUCUGACACUAUUACCCCUAGGCCUAUUUGUGACCUUCCUUCAGAGCCCUCAGAAAUUAAUGGGCACAGAUAUGACCAAUUCAGAAAUAAUGGGAUAAACAAGGGGAAAGCUCUGAGUUUUCUUUCCUGUGGACUCCCAAGCUGCCUAAUCAGCUGCCAGCCUGGGCCCUGCCCAUAACCCCAGCUCUGUCAGCAUCUGAAGCAGUGGCAGAAAGGGGCAGUGUCUCAGCAGAUACAACCCAAGAAACUGUGCACGUUAACAGCACCAGCGGAAGGAAGAACACUUGUGAUCACUGACUUUCAUGACUUUUCUUCUGACUUCCACCCCAAGGCAAACUUGAAUUUACAACCCAAAGCCCGUUGGCUUGAUUAGAGCUCCUGCAAUAAGCAUGGAUAAUAAAAUGGGGUAGGCCAAUUCUGGAAUUGGAAAGUUUUUGCACAUACAUGGCUGCAGCAAAUCCAUGUGUCUCUGAACAAAAUAACAAUUUAAAGCAAGGAUAUUCUUUUAAACACUUAAAAUCAGGUGUGGUGUGUUUAUAAUGGGAGAAGUCUGCAUAGUGAUUGAAAGGUAGUUUUGCUAUAAAGUUAAGUGGUUAGCCUAACAUCAGCAUCUAGGCAAGACUGCAAAUGUCAUUGCAAAGAGCCCUGACUCAAAGUGGCUGGGCUUGCAACCUCUCCAGCAGUGUGUAUGUCUAAGGUCAUCUGUAAUCACCUACACUUGACAAAUUUCAUACUCUGUUACCUUUUUUUUUUUUUUUUUUUUUUUUGAUGCUGGGGAUUGAAUCCAUGGCCUUGUGCAUGAGAGGCAAGCACUUUACCAACUGAGUUAUAUCCCCAGCCCUCUCAGUUAUUUCUUGAAUUCUUAUUAAAUAGAUGAGGGCAAGGAAUGUUUCUGGUUCACAGAUAAGGACAUGAAGACUGAUGCUGUUACAGGUUGUGGGCUUGCCUUAUCUGAGCCUUCCCCUCAGCUCUCUCUCCAUCCCCACCCCAGGCCUACCCCACCUAGACCUGUACCUCUUCCUGUCUCUUGCCCUUCCCUUUGAGUAUGCAUUAAAGAGGUCACUUCUAUGACAUCACAAAUAAAACACUGUCCCUCAACCCCAUGGUAGUGGGUAAUUAUCAAACCUACUUCCUCUUACAGCCAAGCAUUUUGAAAGAAUAGCUUAUACUCAGGAUAUUUGUUUUUCAACCCUCAUUUGCUAUGUAGCAGUCACCUGCCUUCUCUACUCAGUAGCAAGAUCAAUUCUGUACUGGUAAACACCAUAGUCACAGUCAAUUCUUAUCUACCUUGAGCUCUUGACCCUGUUGACCAUAAGGUCCUCCAUGGAACCCUUUUAGCUUUAUCCUGGUUUCCUUUUCUCCCUCUGACUCUUCCUUCUCAGUCUCCUUGAACACCUGGCCUCCUCCAUGAACCUCUUUCUACUGGCUCUCCUCCCUCCUAUUUCAGCAGCCACUUUUACUGCCAGGCUGUACCUCCAGAAUGAGCAGCUUUCCAGUCUUCCCCGUUUUUGAUACUGUUUUCAUCAUUCCACCCACAGCCCUUGUUCUCCAGGAGAGCUGCACCUCCAUCUCCACCUGACCCCAAGAAAAAGUCCUGGCAAUUGGUCAUAGCUCCUUCCUCCCUCCUUCCCACCACUCUCCAAAUCCUGCAAGUCCUACUUCCUCAGUUCUCUUGCCAUUCCUGUAUCUAUUCCUGAACUAUUCUGGAACUACUGCAGGAGUCCACACUCCUUCCUCCACACUGCUGCAAGUCAUCUUUCCUUGCGAUGACAGGGCUCACCAUACCCCAUAGAUGUAGAGGACUACAUCUAUGAGGACUAAGUGCCAGAUCUCCAGAACCUGCAAAGGUGGCUUUUCUGUGGCCUAUCUCCUUCUAGUCCCUGUAUCUCCUGUAUCCUCCCAUGUACAUCUGCUCUCCAGCCUUCCUCUCAAAGUAUUAUGCCUACAAUGCCUUCACACAUGUGGUUUCCUCUGCCUAGAACAAUAUCUUCUCUGCUUUUUUCUUCAAAAUCCAGCCUCUCUAGGAUGCCUUCAUUAACCACUGGCCCAGAGGCUGGAUUUAAAUGCAUUUGCCCUAAGUUCCCAUAGCACUCUGUUCACUCCCAUAAGAAUAUAUCAGUGUGCUUUAGCCAUGCAUUUCCUAUCAGCCUCUUUUCAGUGGGUCACACUCUUUGAGGACAGAAGCGCAGGUUCUUCAGCUUUGUACACACAUAUUCACAGUCCUCAACAUGUGGCAAGGGCACAGGGUUAGAUCUAUUUUGGCAAUGAAGCAACUAAGGCCCCCUAAAACUUAAGAUGCCAGAGCAAUGCAGCUGAGCCUGGAAUUUGGUUUUUGACUCCUGAUUCAGUGCUAUUUCCAUUCCGCCACUUUUUUGCAUGUCUGCUCUCCUUGGGGCAGAAGCAGAAAGCAGGAGAGCUGAAAUUAGGACCUUGUUCUGAGUUUCCCACAGCUCUGAGGUCAGUGCCUGAGGCUCCUUCAAUUCCAGGUUAACUGGAAACUAAUCACUCCUUUGGUCAUUCAGCAAGUACCAUUAAGACCUUACUAAGUUCUUACGAAAGCCGGGUGAUGUGGUGCAGGCCCUGUAAUCCCAGUGGCCUGGAGGCUGAGGCAGGGAUUUCUCAAGCCAGCCUCAGCACCUCAGUGAGACCCCAUCUCAUUAAAUAAAUUACAAAAUAGGGCUAGGGGUGUGGCUCAAUGGUUGAGUGUGCCUUGCACCAGAAGAAAAAAGAAAAAAAAAUCUUACUAAGGGAGAGGCAUUGAAUUGCGUGAGGAUAGGGGAAAGUGAAGAUCCUAGCCUCUGGGACUUACUGUAUGGUGGAGGAGCCAGAGGCCAUUCUUGGGCAGGAGUGCAGGGAUAGUGUGAGGGACAAGCCCAGAGAUGUGUAGACCCUUCAAAACAAACUGCAAAAGGAGCAAAACAGGUGUCUUUAGUGGACUUUGGCAGAGUCUAGAAGGUGCCUGGUCUCUGACUGAAGCAAAACUUCUGAACCCACGUUCCAGGACAAAUUGGCCAGCCUUGGGCACCUGCUCAGUUCCUUGUUCAAUGAGAGCUCAUUUCUCCUUUGCUGCCAACCACUUACUUAGUGGUAAAGAACUUCCCUCAUGUUAGAGCAAAUAAUUCAUGAUUCGAAGGGCUCUGUCAUAAGCUGGUGAUUAAUGGAGAAAUGCCUCUUCUCUUUCCAGUAAAUGUAACCCUGGGCAAAACUGCAGAGAAGGGCAGUCCCUUCCUGAUGGAAGCCACAGAAAGUCCAGCUUAGGCUGAGCACUCAGUUAGAUUUGAGGGAAGUAGAAGAAAAUGUAUUGGGCAACUGUGCCAGGCUGUGCCCUGUGCAAGGAGCUUUGUUCUCAUUUAAUCUCCAUGUCAGCCUUGAGAGGUUUCCAUUUUAUGGCCCAGAAAAGAGGGAUAAAGUUCUCUCCAUCUUUUACUAGAGGUAGAAUUUCCUUAGCUACCAUACCUGCUUCCUACCACACAGCCAUUAUAUAGCUGUUAUCAAUGAUUAAAGUAGCCAUCAAGUUGACAGAACUGAGCUUUUUUUUUUCCCCCACACCAGUGAACAGUGUCAAAAGAAAAAGGCUGGGCAACUGCUGGCCAACAUGUUGAAGGUAAUCUCAUCACCUGCCUUUCAAUUCUGAGAAUUCAGUUUGCUAUGAACACAAAACUAAGAGGAGCCUGGAUUUAAAAAAAAAAUUUUUUUUUAGUUGUAGAUGGACACAACAAUACUUUUAUUAUUUAUUUAUUUAUUUAUAUGGUGCUGAGGAUCAAACCCAGUGCCCCACGCAUGCAAGGCAAGCAAGCUACCAUUGAACACAACGCCAGCCCUAAGUCUGGGUUUUUUAGUGACAUCUCAGUCACUGUAUAAUGAAGCCUGUCAAAACCCCCAUCUCAUCUCUUGCUUUGCUCUAGGAAAAGCUGGUAACUAAAACCUCAAUCCCACAGAAAGGUUGGGGCUGUGUCCCUCUGAGGGCAACCCUGAGCUGGACCCCUCUCCCUUGAGACUGUGCUGUUCUGCUAGAGGCCCCAGAUUUGGUCAAGUGGGCAGCAGAGAGAGAUUGCAGCCAUCAACCUCCUCCAGAGGCCCUAGGGUGAGAACACGAGAACCUGUGUGCUUGGAAGAAAGGAAGGACAUAUUAAUGACUACUGAUCAUUUUCCUCCGGGCAGACUUGUGAGCUAGGAAAGACUCUGGUCACCUCAAUUAUAUAGACAGGGAAACUUAGGCACAGAAAUUAUGCAGCUUGCCCAAUACUAUCAGCGAAUCAAUGACAAAGCAGAAGUAAAGCCCAGUGCUCUUUCCUGGUUGGGCAAAAACAUGAAAGUCAACAUCCACCAGGCUGCUAAUUGUGCUACACAUCAGUGACAGGGUGAUUAUCUUCAAGGACAGCUACUAGAAUUACUUGGGAUUGUUGGGCAUGGUGGCACAUACCUGUAAUCUCAGCAGCUCAAGAGGCUGAGGCAGGAGGAUUGCAAGUUCAAAGCCAGCCUCAGCAACUUAGCAGUCAUAAGCAACUUGCAAGACCCUGUCUCAAAAAACAAAAAGGGCUGGGGAUGUAGCUCAGUGGUUAAGCACUCCUGGGUUCAAUUCCUGGCACAAAAAAAAUUAUUACUUGGGAUUAAGUGGAAGUUCUUAAUAGUGCCUAUUAACCAUAAGAGAAUACAUUGGAGAAUAAGGUGUAUCAAAACUGGUUGGAACUGGGGGUUAAGCAAAAUGAAAGGUAAAGAAAGGGAAUACAAUGUUAGUGCAAUAAAGUGUUUUGAGGGCCAGGUGAGCUACUAGAUUUGUACAGGGGUUUUAUGAAUCACUAAAUCUUAAUUUGUAAGCCCCUAAGCCUUCUAUAGUUUGCUCUGAAGCUGGUGGUGCCAGACUUCCCUUCAAACCUUGAAUGGAUCUCCUUGAGUUGCUCCUAAAUAAUGGAACCAGAGGGGUUAUUUUCAGGAUCCUUUGAGGAAUUUCCAUGGGAUCAGGAACUGGGAUUAUGCAACUUCAACCACACCCAUUGCCAUGCACUGAAAAGUCUGGACCCAGAGCACAGAAGUUCAGGCAGUUGCUUGCUUUCCCUGAAAUAGCUACUUUCUGACUUGUUAUCACCAGUAUGUUUCUGGAAAAAUGUUGGAAUUCAAAUGUUCCUAGAGGAUAGCUGUUAAAAGAAAUUUAUUCACAUGUCAAGAGGUUUUUGUUUGUUUUUAAUGCUUAUUGGUACUUCUGCAUUAGAAGUAACUACAAAUGUCUUAUUAAAGUUUCCACUUGAAAUGCACAA
Molecule: messenger RNA, 6033 nt
Organism: Marmota monax (woodchuck)
Lineage: Eukaryota; Metazoa; Chordata; Mammalia; Rodentia; Sciuridae
Product: neuferricin
Cellular component (GO): endomembrane system; membrane
Source: RefSeq, a predicted model, not a curated record